This is a messenger RNA of Hyaloscypha bicolor E, 1908 nucleotides long. Its product is annotated as glycosyltransferase family 2 protein. NCBI's taxonomy places the organism in Eukaryota, Fungi, Ascomycota, Leotiomycetes, Helotiales, Hyaloscyphaceae. The record is from RefSeq and is a predicted model, not a curated record. The transcript is spliced from 2 exons. The coding region runs from base 1 to 1908 and encodes 635 amino acids.
AUGAACGACUACAAGCGCGCCGGCACCAUCGUCCGCCUGCACGACCGCGACGAUGCCGAGCAGUGGAAAGGGAUCAAGCGUUACUUCUACCUCUUCGCACCCGUCCUGAUUUUCAUGGACGUGGUCCUGUACCUGCUGUAUCUCGGAUUCCGAUUAUAUUGUAACAUCGACGUGCAGCGAACGACGAAAAUCAAUGCCGGCGCCGCGUGGAUCUUCUUCGGUGUCGAAUUCCUCAUCACCAUCCCCUACCUGAUGAACAACGGCUGGGCAAUGUUCGCGCUCAAGACCCGUAACCGCCCCCGUCUUCGGUUGAUGGGCAGCCACGACCUCCCGACCGUCGAUGUUUUCGUCACGUGCUGCAAGGAGGACAAUGAUGUUAUUAUGGACACAGCCAGAGCCAGCUGCGAUCAAGACUACCCGCAAGACCGAUUCCGAGUCAUCAUUUUGGACGACGGCAAAUCCCAAGAGCUCGAGCAGAUGGCCGAAGAGGCCAGCCACAUGUGGCCCAACCUGAUCUACAUGUCCCGCGAGAAGAUCCCCGGCAAGCCCCAUCACUUCAAAGCUGGGAACCUGAAUUUCGGUCUGGAGCAGAUCACUCUCCUUCCCGGUGGCUCGGCCGAGUUCGUAGCCGCCCUGGACGCAGAUAUGAUUCCCGAGCCUCACUGGCUGCGUGCAUGCCUUCCUCACUUGCUUACCGACCGCAAGGUCGCCAUGGCUUGCCCACCGCAAUUGUUUUACAAUACGCCCCGUUCUGAUCCCAUCGGCCAAUCUCUCGAUUUCUUCGUCCACGUAACUGAGCCGAUCAAGGACACCCUCAACGCUGCCUGGUGUACUGGUUCCGGCUACAUCUGCCGCCGCUCUGCUCUUGACGACAUAGGAGGCAUCCCCGUCGGUGGUAUCGCCGAAGAUGUCGCCACGUCUAACUUGUUCAUCGGAAAGGGAUGGACCACCGCCUAUGUCCACGAGCCCCUCCAAUUCGGUACCGUCCCUGAGGAUUUCUCGUCCCAUUUGAAGCAGCGUUCCAGAUGGUGUAUUGGUACGGUCGAGAACGCUAUGAACAUGAACUUCUACCUCUACGGCGCUAAGAUCAAGCACAUGACGACCCUCGCCCGGCUGUCUUCCUUCCUCAUCGGUAUCCUCUCCUUCUACCCCAUCCUCUUCACCAUUUCGCUCUUCUCGAUCCCCGUUAUUCUGAUCCUCGGCCGUCCCCUCGUCAUCUUCACUAGCGAGAACCAGUUCCGCUGGCUCAUCCGCUCCGCGUUCGCGACCGUCAUCUCUCGCCGUAUUAUGGAGUUCUUCCUCUACAUCCCCGCCGGUUACCACACCGGCCAACGCUACGCCCGCUACCAGAUCUGGAUGGCGCCCUAUCUCUGCAUCUCUCUCGUGCGCGCCUUCUUCCUUCCCAAGUGGCUCGGUGGAACUUCAGGAGGAACCUUCAAGCCCACCGGUUCUCUCGGUUCCGCCCUCAACGAACGUGAUGAGGAUCAAAGAAAGGGCCUGUUCGUCCGCAUGUGGGCAAUCCUCAUCCAGUGCCAAGCCGUCUUCCACCUCAUGUUCGUCUGGUUCUGCAUCACGGGCGCGACCAUUGUCACCUACAAGUGCUUCAUCAUCGAGCUCGACACCUACCACAUCCUGCAAUGCAUGAUCACCCACGCCUGGUGGCCACCCGUCACCUGGAUCUUCCUCUGCUCCUCCAUGUGGACCCCCGUCGCUUAUGCGAUCUCCCCACCCACCGUGCCAGAUCGCGAGGAGCUCCUGAACAGAGACGACAAGACCGGCAUCGCGCACCCGAGAGAGGUGACCAAGAAGACCGCGUUCGGCGCGCAGGCCUUCUUCUUCGAGGCCGAGUACACGAUCACCACCGUCUACACUGCUUUGUGCUUCGCCUCCACCUUCUUCUUUUUCUAA